AUGAAGAUUUCGUUCGUGUUCGCUUCCCUUUUCUCUGCCACGCUGGCCGUGGAGACGCUGAAGGCCACACCGGUUGUAACAUCGUCGAACAGCAAGUUUGGCGGGGGUAUCGAGGGGCUGGCCGUCGACUCUGCUGGCAGCAUCUUUGCUGUCAAUUUUAAUGGACAGCUGGCCGCCAUCGGACAAGCUGUGCCCUCCCAGAAACUGAUGUACCAAGACAAGGCCAACCCAACCUCGCUGUUCAACGGCAUCCGGUUCAGCGCUGACUGCAGUGGCAACGAGCAGGCCUUCGUAGCCGAUGCCAUCAACCACCGUGUCGUGCGUCUGUCCGACCGCACCUCUGCGGGCUUCCGGAACGCUACGGUCUUUUGCCAGGAUCCAGGCAUGCUGCAGCCUAACGAUAUUGCAAUUGCACCGUCCAGCGGGCGUGUGUUCCUGUCGGGCAUGAACUACCAGGCCACAACCAAGGUCGGCGACGGCGAUCUGUGGACAUGCGACAAGAAUGGCAAGGCAACCAAGCUAGGCCAGUUCCAGCGGACAAACGGCAUCGAGGUCAGCCCCGAUGAGAAGACGCUGUAUCUGUCAGAGUCAACCAACAAGGGCGGCGCGGUCAUCUCCAAUAUCAUCUACGCGUUUGAUCUCAACUCGAAGGCCGGCCAGAUCUCAAACAAGCGCGUGUUUGCGGAUUUUGGCAAGCUCGACAAGUCUGCUGCCAUUGAUAUUGAUGGCAUGCGCACUGAUACCCAGGGCAACCUGUAUGUCGCUCGUAAUGGCAAUGGCAAGGUCGCCAAGCUCUCUCCGUCGGGCAAGCUCCUUGCGUAUAUCAAUGUGCCAGGAAUCAUGAGCGUUGGCAAUCUCGAGUUUGGCGGGAAGAGCGGCACAGACCUGUAUAUUGGUGGCAAGUGCGAGAAGGAUGCGAAGAAAGGGUGUGUGAGCGUAUACAAGGGCAAGGCUGCUGGCCGGGCAUUUAAUGACCUGCAGCAUCACUCCAAGGGCUCUGCUGCUCCCACAGCAUCGGCGUAG
This is a messenger RNA of Linderina pennispora, 1023 nucleotides long. RefSeq names its product calcium-dependent phosphotriesterase. The transcript has a single exon. NCBI's taxonomy places the organism in Eukaryota, Fungi, Kickxellomycota, Kickxellomycetes, Kickxellales, Kickxellaceae. Bases 1 to 1023 code for a protein of 340 amino acids. The record is from RefSeq and is a predicted model, not a curated record.